Messenger RNA from Anopheles stephensi (Asian malaria mosquito), 1168 nucleotides. RefSeq lists its product as uncharacterized. Lineage: Eukaryota; Metazoa; Arthropoda; Insecta; Diptera; Culicidae. The transcript has 2 exons. The record is from RefSeq and is a predicted model, not a curated record. Bases 225 to 809 code for a protein of 194 amino acids.
CUCAAUGACCAUGAGAUACAAUGUUUCCAUUUUCCACCGCCGUCGAACAAAUCAAAUCAUUUGACUGGCUGGCUGCGAAUGUCCCCGACCCUGACCGCUUUUGCGGCGUUGCCAUACCAACGACUGGUAACGAGUUUCCCAUGGAAACAACGUUUUCCCGGGGGUUUAUUUACGCGGAACCUUACUCUUGAAAUUUUCAUCGUUCGGACGUACUGGGUCGCGCAAUGUUAACGAAGAAGGAAAAGCUGCUUAUCCGCCCGUGGCAAAUGCAACGGUACAUCAACCAUCGCAUUAAGGUGGUGACGGCCAUGCCCGCCAUCGAUUUCCAUCCACCGCCGGAACGGAUUCACAUCGCACAGAAGCUGAAAAAGCAACAGAAAGAGCUCGAGCGAAAGGAGAAGAUUGAGCAAGAGAACAUCCGGCUACUGCAGCGCCUUGGUGCCAUCAUGAGCAAGAAACGGUUGGACAACAUUUGGACCUACACACGACCGAACUUCCUUCGUCGUGAAAACAUCUACCCCGUCCGUCCAAAGACUACCCCCGCCGAUGCGUCCGGCCAUCGUCGAUCGUCCGCCAAACCAGCGGGAGAGAACCUUUCGAGCUCCACCGUCGUAUCGCCGCUGACGAGCUGGACCAAAUCCAUCCGCUGCAGUGCCUGCAGUGCGCCGGCCCGUGUCGCAAUCCAGCUGAAUCAAAUUGCACCGGAAGGACGCAUCCCGUGGGCGCCGCAGCGGAAAACCACCAACCGGAAGCUGCUGCAGGAGGCUGAAACGGAACAGCACGAAUGCUGCCGAUUCUGCUGCUGCUAGUGGAGAACUAGAGGAGAACCGUACGGCGUGGGCAAGCAAACCACCAAUUCCGACUAACCAAUAAGUAACACGGCACCGGAGAGGCAGUAGUUUGUUUACAUUCGGUUUUGUAUUUUCACCACCAUUUUCCGAUAGAAAAUAAACACCACACGAACCACCACACUCACACUUCACUUAAGCGGAAUAAAACGGGAGCUGUGGGUGGCACCGAUACCAGGACGACCGUGCUUGACGGGUUUGUACGUCAUCGAGAACUCGCCCAGGUAGUGGCCGAUCAUGUCCGGUCGGAUUUCCGUCUGGUUGAACGUCUUGCCGUUGUACACACCGACGGUCGAGCCGACCAUCUCCGGCAGGAUGAU